AUGCCAGUCGUCGAGAACAGAAGCAGUCGGGAGGAGCGCCUGAAGAAGUCUGCGGAUCGAGAGAAACGCACCACUUCGCCGAAAAGCGGAACCGGGAAGGCGGUGUCACGUGACACCUCAAGACGUGCCCGCCGCACAGUCUCUUCCUCUUCCGCCUCCAGUUCGUCUGGAUCAAGGAGCAGUUCUACGGAAAGUACUAGCAGUUCCAGUGGGAGCAGCUCGAGUGGAAGUAGUUCCAGCAGUGGAAGCAGCAGUUCAGCCUCGUCCCUCAGUUCCUCGCCUUCUCCGCAAAAACGGAGGAGGCCUUCGAAUACGAGGGUCAACCGAAAGGAUUCCGGACCAGUGCGACCCCGGGACGACAAGGACACUUCACGAAGGAGGUCCCCCUCCCCACAUCGACUUGCUUCUCGUCCUGGGAGAGGUGAAUUAAGAUCGAGAUCGCGCGAAAAAGCCCGGCCGAGUAAAAAGUCCCCAUCACCACGUUCUAGAGCGGGCAGACUUCAGCCAGCUUCUCGGAACAAGGACGACAAGUACGGAGGUCGAAAGACGUCGGCAUCGCCACGUCGCGCUUCAGAGAAGAAGCCCGGUGGAGGUGACACGAGUACUGCCGUAAAUUCAGAUGAUAAGUCAGUUUCUCGUAGAAGGUCGCCAUCACCACGCCGAUUUUCGGAGAAAAAACCAACUUUAAAUGAAGGCGUCUCUCGGCCGAAGGACGAUAAGCCCUCUUCAGCUAACAAACCAUCCUCACCCCAUCGUUCGACAGAUGCGAAACGGAAUUAUGAGGAUAAAAACGGUUCUAAACCAUACACGAAGCGUUCCGCCGAAGCUCCAGCUAAAAAACCUACGACAGAACCAUCAGCAGCAAAGAAGGUAUCGUCAGAAGACGUAGCGAUCUCCUCAAGCAGCAAGCCACUCCAAACAAAGCAAGAAAACCACGAUAAUGCGGUGGCGCUUGCGAAGAAACAAGACGAGAUGCCGGUCACUAAGGAAGCCAAAAAGCAGGAGACCGAGACUGCUGCCUCCAAGACGGAGUCGAAAGAGGAUCACCUGAAGUCGGCUGCCUUCGCUUUGCCUGAGUUUACUCGUGUCAUGGUCACAAAACUUUCCAGAAACGUUACUGAGGCACACGUUUCGGAGAUAUUUUCGACUUGGGGUCAGGUGAAGUCUGUGGAGAUGCCGUCAGACCACAUGCAUCCCGAGUUCCACCGGGGCUAUGCCUACAUCGACUUCACCACCGCACAGGCUGCCUCCGAUGCGGUGAAUUACAUGAAUGGCGGCCAGAUCGACGGGCAGGAGGUUAAUGUGACCGAGGUGCUGCCACCGCCGCCCCCACGCUCCUCGCGCCAAUUCUCCCCCGUCUCCCGAAGCCGACAUCAUCAGGCCUCACCUCCGAGGCACUUUCGGAGCAGCAAUCUUCGCAAAGCUUUGUCUUCCGAUUCCUCUGCACAAAUGGUCGUGCUGGGAAAAAUUAACACCCUGGUACUGGCUCCUGCGUUGGUGGCCUCUCUGGGGGAAGGCUUCUUACGGCUCUCGGGGGUCGUGGACCGGGUCACGAUGAGCCCGUCUCUCGGGCACGAGAUGCUGAUCGUCAUCGCGGAGCAGAUGCCGCUCCGUCUGGAUCUGUCGCCACCGCUGGCACCGGAGGCACUGGCGUCAGGGACUCGAGCCGAGACCGACUUCGUCGGCGUCGUUCUCCCUCCCCCCUUUCGUCCCGAACCAUGGCAGAUCGGUCAUCGCGACCCGGCCGACGGCGCAGCAGUGGCAGUCCCUUCGCUUCGCGCGCAGGUGCCCGAGGUGGUGCUCGAUCUCCCGUUGGCAACAGUUCACGCUACCGCCGGCCAAGUGAGUACCCCAUAG
This is a messenger RNA of Mesocestoides corti, 1857 nucleotides long. Lineage: Eukaryota; Metazoa; Platyhelminthes; Cestoda; Cyclophyllidea; Mesocestoididae. The record is from the annotation of a GenBank genome assembly.